This is a messenger RNA of Camelus dromedarius (Arabian camel), 5256 nucleotides long. RefSeq names its product ATPase H+/K+ transporting subunit alpha (gene ATP4A). Bases 1735 to 4776 code for a protein of 1013 amino acids. The record is from RefSeq and is a predicted model, not a curated record. Gene Ontology annotation, biological process: intracellular sodium ion homeostasis; potassium ion import across plasma membrane; intracellular potassium ion homeostasis. The transcript is spliced from 23 exons. Gene Ontology annotation, molecular function: P-type sodium:potassium-exchanging transporter activity; ATP binding; ATP hydrolysis activity. Lineage: Eukaryota; Metazoa; Chordata; Mammalia; Artiodactyla; Camelidae. Gene Ontology annotation, cellular component: plasma membrane.
GACUAUCUUCUAAUCAGAAAUAAUUGAAACCAGAAGACAAUAGAAUGACAUUUUCAAAGUACUGAAAAAGAGCUGUUCCCCUCUCCUGCUCCUGAUUGGCUGGAAAACCAAGGGGGAGGAGCCUAGGAAUUCAUCCUAGCCAGCUGCUGGUCCAGCCCCAUCAUUAUUUUGCCCUCCUUUCAUGAUUGGCUGACAUCCACAGGGGGUGUGUCCUGGACAGUUUCACCAUCCUAAUUAUGCUGGCCCUGCCCCAUCCCCUUUGUCUUUCUGUAUCAAUUGGCUGACAGUCAUACUGGCUUCCUUUCCUGAUUAGGUUGGUCCAGUCCCACUUCUGUUUUUUUUGAGGGGGAUAAUUAGGUUUAUUUAUUUAUUAAAUUAAUUUAUUUAAUGGAGGUACUGAGGAUUGAACCUAGGGCCUCGUGCAUGCUAAGCACACACUCUACCACUGAGCUAUACUUUCCCUCUCCACCCCAUCAACCUGUCUUACUUCUUGGUUCUCCUUUUCUAAUUGGCUGGAAGUUGGAAAAAGCUGUGACACAAGACGUCCCAUCUCCUUACCAACCACCAACCCCCUUCCCAAAUGUUGGCUCCCAGAUUGGACGACUGGAUCAGGAGACCUGUAUCCCUCAUCCCUGGCUUUUGAACCCCAUUCUGAGCUUUGCAUAUGUCUCCAUCCAAGAAUACCUUUUCUAACUCCAAUUUUCUCAAGCUUCCCUGCCAGGGAUGGGGAGUGGGGAGUGGGGAGUUGGCCUGUCCUAAUCAUAAAAUAACAACCCUUGAGAUGUCACAGUUUCUAUAAAAAAUCUGUGUGAUUUUGACUCCUGCAACCGUGGCUUCGUUCAGCAAAUAAUGGACUAUCAGCUGUGUGCCAGGCUCCAUGCUGGGCACUUGGGGCACUGAGACACACAAGACACUGCUGAACAUGUGCUCCUUCAUGAGGCUUCCUUUUUCUUUGCUUCCCGAUCUCCCUACCCCACCCCCAUGUCCUGGUUCUCACACCUCUCAGGCUGUGCUUUCAUCUUCUUUGAUAGCGUGGCUGCCACAGCUGUGCCCUGGCCCUGCCCUCCCCUCCUUGCUCUUCCUCCAACCCUUGCCAGAAGCUGUCUCACUUUCCAUAGCCUCAUUUUAAGUUUCUACACUAACAACACCCUCAUCUCCGGUCCCAAUGCCAGCCUCUCCCGUAAGCUCCAAGACCCAGUUGUCUCACCACCUCCCGGUCAAAAAGCUUGUCACGUGGUAGAUGCUCAAUAAAUGUUCCGUAAAUUAUUGAAUGGAGGAUGGUUUUAAUGUGAGGCCUUUUUGUCAAAUGGGGCCUGGUGUGAUGUGGUGUAUUUUCAGGUCUGUGAGGACUUUCCAGCCAGGCUGCCUGGGUUCAAAUCCUGGCUCUGCCACCGACUAGCUGUGUAUCUCUGGCCAAGUCAUUUAACCUCUCCAUGCCUCAGUUUCUUCAUAGUAAAAUAGGAAUAAGAACCGUACUUUCCUCGUAAGGCUGUUAUGAAGAUGAAACAAGCUCACACAUAGAAGCACUGAAGACAGGGCUGAGUGCAGUAAGUUCUCAGAAAGAAAUUUUCAGUUCUGACCACUAAGUGCUCUCUAAAAAGCCGUAGGGAUCUGAAUGCCCCCGGCUCAGAGAAAUCUAGCACUACUGUGCUAAAUGGAUCGUGUCACGCUUGCAACCUUCUGGAGAAUUACGAGCUGUACCAGGUGGAGCUGGGUCCAGGGCCUGGUGGAGACAUGGCAGCCAAGAUGAGCAAGAAGAAGGCAGGAGGUGGAGGAGGCAAGAGGAAGGAGAAGCUGGAGAACAUGAAGAAGGAGAUGGAGAUUAAUGACCACCAGCUGUCAGUGGCAGAGCUGGAACAGAAAUACCAGACCAGCGCCACCAAGGGCCUGUCUGCCAGCCUGGCUGCGGAGCUGCUGCUGCGAGAUGGGCCCAACGCGCUGAAGCCGCCGCGGGGCACCCCCGAGUACGUCAAGUUCGCUCGGCAGCUGGCGGGCGGUCUGCAGUGCCUCAUGUGGGUGGCUGCAGCCAUCUGCCUCAUUGCCUUCGCCAUCCAGGCCAGCGAGGGUGACCUCACCACGGAUGACAACCUGUACCUGGCACUGGCCCUCAUUGCUGUGGUUGUGGUCACCGGCUGCUUCGGCUACUAUCAGGAGUUUAAGAGCACCAACAUCAUUGCCAGCUUCAAGAACCUUGUGCCCCAGCAAGCCACUGUGAUCCGAGACGGGGACAAGUUCCAGAUCAAUGCCGAUCAGCUCGUGGUGGGCGACCUGGUGGAGAUGAAAGGCGGGGAUCGAGUGCCAGCUGACAUCCGCAUCCUCCAGGCCCAGGGCUGCAAGGUGGACAACUCCUCACUGACCGGAGAGUCUGAGCCGCAGACCCGCUCGCCUGAGUGCACACAUGAGAGCCCCCUGGAGACCCGCAACAUCGCCUUCUUCUCCACCAUGUGCCUUGAGGGCACAGCACAAGGCCUGGUGGUGAACACAGGUGACCGCACCAUCAUCGGGCGCAUCGCAACACUGGCCUCGGGAGUAGAAAAUGAGAAGACACCCAUUGCUAUCGAAAUUGAACAUUUUGUGGACAUCAUCGCAGGCCUGGCCAUCCUCUUUGGGGGCACAUUUUUUGUGGUGGCCAUGUGCAUCGGCUACACCUUCCUGCGAGCCAUGGUCUUCUUCAUGGCCAUCGUGGUAGCCUACGUGCCUGAGGGGCUGCUGGCCACUGUCACGGUCUGCCUGUCCCUGACAGCCAAGCGACUAGCCAGCAAGAACUGUGUAGUCAAGAACCUGGAAGCAGUGGAGACCCUGGGCUCCACGUCAGUGAUCUGUUCUGACAAGACAGGGACCCUUACUCAGAACCGCAUGACUGUGUCCCAUCUGUGGUUCGACAACCACAUCCACUCCGCAGACACCACGGAAGACCAGUCAGGGCAGACGUUUGAUCAGUCCUCGGAGACGUGGCGGGCACUGUGCCGCGUGCUCACCCUAUGCAACCGCGCUGCCUUCAAGUCCGGCCAGGACGCGGUGCCCGUGCCCAAGCGCAUCGUGAUAGGAGACGCGUCCGAGACUGCGCUGCUCAAGUUCUCGGAGCUGACGCUGGGCAACUCCAUGGGCUACCGCGAGCGCUUCCCCAAAGUCUGCGAGAUCCCUUUCAAUUCCACCAACAAGUUCCAGCUGUCCAUCCACACACUGGAGGACCCACGCGACCCGAGGCACGUGCUUGUGAUGAAGGGCGCCCCCGAGCGCGUGCUGGAGCGCUGUAGCUCCAUCCUCAUCAAGGGCCAGGAGCUGCCACUGGAUGAGCAAUGGCGCGAGGCCUUCCAGACUGCCUACCUCAGCCUGGGAGGCCUGGGUGAACGCGUCCUGGGCUUCUGUCAGCUCUACCUGAAUGAGAAGGACUACCCGCAUGGCUAUGCCUUCGACGUGGAGGCCAUGAACUUUCCAACCAGUGGCCUGUGCUUUGCGGGACUCGUAUCCAUGAUAGAUCCACCUCGGGCCACUGUCCCUGACGCUGUGCUCAAGUGCCGCACAGCAGGCAUCCGGGUGAUCAUGGUGACGGGUGACCACCCCAUCACAGCCAAGGCCAUUGCAGCCAGCGUGGGCAUCAUUUCAGAAGGCAGUGAGACGGUGGAGGACAUCGCUGCUCGCCUCCGUGUGCCUGUGGACCAGGUUAAUCGGAAGGAUGCCCGUGCCUGUGUGAUCAAUGGCAUGCAGCUGAAGGACAUGGACCCAUCAGAGCUGGUAGAAGCACUGCGUACCCACCCUGAGAUGGUGUUUGCUCGUACCAGUCCCCAGCAGAAGCUGGUGAUUGUGGAGAGCUGCCAGCGACUGGGUGCAAUUGUGGCUGUGACAGGAGAUGGUGUAAAUGACUCCCCAGCCCUGAAGAAGGCAGACAUCGGUGUGGCCAUGGGCAUUGCCGGCUCGGACGCUGCCAAAAAUGCAGCCGACAUGAUCCUGCUGGAUGACAACUUUGCCUCCAUUGUGACAGGCGUGGAGCAGGGCCGGCUGAUCUUUGACAACCUGAAAAAGUCCAUCGCCUACACAUUGACCAAGAACAUCCCUGAACUGACACCGUACCUCAUUUACAUCACUGUCAGCGUGCCCCUGCCCCUCGGGUGCAUCACCAUCCUCUUCAUAGAACUCUGUACCGACAUCUUCCCGUCUGUGUCCCUGGCAUAUGAGAAGGCCGAGAGUGACAUCAUGCACCUGCGUCCACGGAACCCGAAGCGUGACCGAUUGGUCAACGAGCCCCUGGCUGCCUACUCCUACUUCCAGAUCGGUGCCAUCCAGUCAUUUGCCGGCUUCACUGACUACUUCACGGCCAUGGCCCAGGAGGGCUGGUUCCCAUUGCUGUGUGUGGGGCUGCGGCCACAGUGGGAGGACCACCACCUACAAGAUCUGCAGGACAGCUAUGGCCAGGAGUGGACGUUCCGGCAGCGCCUGUACCAGCAGUAUACCUGCUACACCGUGUUCUUCAUCAGCAUCGAGAUGUGCCAGAUUGCCGACGUCCUUAUCCGCAAGACACGCCGCCUCUCUGCCUUCCAGCAGGGCUUCUUCAGGAACAGGAUCCUGGUUAUUGCCAUCGUGUUCCAGGUCUGCAUUGGCUGCUUCCUAUGCUACUGCCCCGGAAUGCCCAACAUCUUCAACUUCAUGCCCAUUCGGUACCAGUGGUGGCUGGUCCCCAUGCCCUAUGGCAUCCUAAUCUUCGUCUAUGAUGAGAUCCGGAAACUUGGAGUCCGCUGUUGCCCAGGGAGCUGGUGGGACCAGGAACUCUAUUAUUAGAGGGACCGCUGCCUCCAAGCCAUCUUUGCACACACAGCAGUGGGGGCGGGGGUGGGGGGCACAAGGGACCCUCUGGACAGCUACCAAACAUCUAAGCAGUCAAGAGCCCCAGCCCCACCUGUGUCUGCUCUUGCAGCCCAUGGCAACUCAACCUUGAAGGGACCCUCCCCACUCCCCCUCCCCAUCCUCAAGGGGCCCUCCUGGAGGAGCAGUCCCUAGACUCAGUCCUCUGGGCUGGCCUCAGGGAAGCCCCCACCAGAGGGGGAGGGGGCUUUGAUGGGGAAUGGGAGCUAGCAGCUCCUAUGAGGUGGGUCUCUCCUUGGGACUCCAGGCCAGUAAGAGGGCUGCCUGGGGGCUCUUCUUUAAGAACACACUCAUGUCUGUGAUAGUAAUAAACCAGCUCACACUGACUGUUUUUAUUUGGUGUCGGGCAUCAUCUUAAGUGUUUUUUCAUGAGCCUCUUUUGUCUGCCAGAAUCCU